UGUUUAUGAAGGAGAUCGUGCAGCAGCAGACAAAACUUGGAAAUAUAUGUUAGAGGAAGAUAAUAAUGAUGGUAAAAAAAGAGAAACAGGGGAAGAAGAAGAAGGAGAAGAAGAAGAGUUACCACCUAAAAUGUGUGAUUUAAGAUUAAUUGAUUUUGCACACUCUGAUUGGCAUGCAGACGAUAGAGAGAAACAAGAUCCAAAUUUAAUUAAAGGAUAUGAUAAUAUUAUUGAAAUCUUGGAAGAAUGCUUAAAUAGACAAUAUAAAGAAAAGCUAUAAUCCAUAACAAAGAAGAAGUAAAUUAUAUACUGUAUUACUAAAAUAAAAAUAAAGUAAAAAAGUCGA
Messenger RNA from Cokeromyces recurvatus, 346 nucleotides. RefSeq lists its product as uncharacterized. Gene Ontology annotation, molecular function: kinase activity. The coding region runs from base 47 to 280 and encodes 77 amino acids. Lineage: Eukaryota; Fungi; Mucoromycota; Mucoromycetes; Mucorales; Mucoraceae. The record is from RefSeq and is a predicted model, not a curated record. The transcript has a single exon. Gene Ontology annotation, biological process: inositol phosphate biosynthetic process.